Messenger RNA from Bacidia gigantensis, 4512 nucleotides. RefSeq lists its product as uncharacterized. Gene Ontology annotation, cellular component: membrane. Gene Ontology annotation, biological process: transmembrane transport. The record is from RefSeq and is a predicted model, not a curated record. NCBI's taxonomy places the organism in Eukaryota, Fungi, Ascomycota, Lecanoromycetes, Lecanorales, Ramalinaceae. The coding region runs from base 1 to 4512 and encodes 1503 amino acids. Gene Ontology annotation, molecular function: ATP binding; ABC-type transporter activity; ATP hydrolysis activity. The transcript has 5 exons.
AUGACCACACUCGUUGUCGGCAUCGAGUUGGGUGGCAUUGGUGUCCUACUGCUGUUCAGCCUGUGCUACACCAGCUUACUGCUUAGAAGUCGGCGCCGGGAGCCUCUGUUGGAGGGCAACGAAGACGGAGAUGUCACCAAGGCCUCGAUCAUCAGGUACAAUGACUCUUCGUCAAGAAACACCCCCGCGAACGUCGCCGUGCUUGGCCUCAUCGCCGCCAUAGCGCGAAGCACACUGACUCUCAUUCUCUCCCACCAACGAAGACUUGAAGACUGGACUCACGCAGCAGCUUGGUUGCUGCUCUUGGCACAAUGUGUCGUCGCUCGCUUGUCACAGCAGCAAUAUAUACUCGGCUUCUCGACGGCUGUAUCAUCGUUGCUUCUAAUACUAGGCCGAUCAUGGUCUCAUUUCUUCAAUGAGCAUGCGUUGCCUCAUACCGACGUUGUCAUCCCAAUUCUCUUGCAUAUCUUUUCUACCAUGGAGGUCCUAGCGGCCGCAGUCAUCGCUAUUGCCUCACUUUCUUCACCUCGAUCUCCUGAUGUAUACUGCAAAGGUCGGUUGGUGGACAGACAAGAUUACUGCUCGGCGCUCGCAAGAUACUCAUUCAGUUGGGCGCUUUCCCUUCUCGCCUGGGGCAAAGCCGCAUCGCUAAUCUACUUCUCCGACCUCCCAGCCAUGAGCCACAAAUUCCGAGCCCAGAACCUCGAAGCUCGAUUUCUGAAUAGCUCAACUCACGGCCGACGAUCCAUCUUCUCUCUUCUUCUGAGAUCCCAUAAAGGUCUGUUCAUCUGGCAGUGGUGUCUGACUAUCGUCCAAAGCUUCACGGCUUAUGGGCCGCAGUUCGCUAUGUACAAGAUCCUGACGCUGUUGGAGGCGCACGGUUCCAGGGAUGCGCAGAAUGAGCGCAAGCUGUGGGUUUGGGCUCUGGCUUUGGGGGCGGUACGAGUCUUUCAGACUUUUGUUGAGGCGAGGUUGGCGUGGCUUUCUUUUGCGGAGCUGGCGAUCUCGAUACGGGCGCAGCUUUCUGCCGCUAUUUUUGGCAAAUGUAUGCGCAUGGACAUUGUUAAAGACGGAAGUAAUUCCAGGAAAUCGGAUGAUGGUACAGUCCAGGUUGCGGAGAAAGAAGAGGAAGCAAGACUUCUUUCAUCCGACGACGAUGAAAAUGACAUCCCACUGGAGAAACUCAGUCAGGAUGGCAGCACCCAAGAAACAAAGAUCGACGACGCCGCAGUCGGCAACCAGGAUGCUGUCAACCUACUAAGUGUGGAUGCUCAAAGGAUUGCAGACUUCUCUUCUUUCAGCAAUAUCUUUCCAAGUGUCACCGUGACUUCCCUAAUCGCAAUCAUAGUACUAGUCAGAUUGAUCGGUUUGAUCAGUCUCGUAGCUGGAUUGUCAGCCUCUUUGAUCCUAGUGCCACUCAAUACAUGGUCUUCCAAAAGAUAUAAUCAAGCCCAAAUCGACCUCAUGAAAGCUCGAGAUGACAAAGCCAAGCUCCUGUCUGAAGCCAUGCAAGGUAUCCGGCAGAUCAAAUUCUCUGCGACAGAAGACGAAUGGGAAGGUCGAAUCAUGGACAUAAGAAGAGCCGAGCUGUCACAACAAAGAAAGAUCUUCAUGUGGGCGCUAGUCCUAAGAUUUUGCUGGGUAGCUUCACCCAUAUUUCUUUCCGUUGCAGCUCUUUCGACUUACGCCUGGACAAAUGGCUCGCUCUCUGCGUCGCUUGCUUUCACUUCGCUCGCGAUCUUCGGCAAUCUCGAAUGGUGUCUCAGCGUCGUACCUCUAUUUAUCGCACAAUUGCUGGAUGCAAGGGUGAGCGGGAUGAGGAUCAUGGGUUUGCUGAACAGCGACGAGAGAUUGGACACGCGGCAGGAGUUGGAUGACAUCGAAAUGACCAAUGUAGCGGUCUCCUGGCCUGGGAUUGAUACUUUUCGCCUAAGUGUGGAUGCAAAGUUUCCUCAAGGCGAGCUGAGUGUUAUUCACGGCCGUAGCGGCUCUGGCAAAAGUCUACUUCUCGCGUCAAUCAUCGGUGAAGCCAAAGCUCAUGGCGGCAAGAUCACCAUUCCAAGACCGUCUUUACCAAGAAGCUCCGAGUGGAUGGUUCCUGGCAUGGUAGCAUUUGUAUCACAGACACCAUGGCUCGAGAAUGCGACCUUGAAGAGCAACAUACUCUUCGGUCUUCCAUUUCAUGAAUCACGUUACACAGACGCCCUCCAAGCUUGUGCACUAGGUGGAGAUCUGAAAAUCCUGCCCGAUGGUGAUCUUACGGAAAUUGGUGCUCGAGGUGUCAAUCUUAGCGGCGGGCAGCGAUGGCGAGUUUCACUGGCUCGAGCUUUCUACUCUAGAGCAAGCAUUUUGAUCAUGGAUGACAUUUUCAGCGCUGUUGAUGUGCAUGUUGGAUAUCAUAUAUACAACGAAGGCCUUAUGGGACCAAUAUGUACAGGAAGGACUAGGAUAUUGGCUACACACCAUGUCUCCUUGAUACUGUCAGGAGCGUCAUGCCUCGUUCACGUCCAAAAUGGCAUUGCUAAUAGUGAAACGAGGGUGAAAGUACAUGCCGAAACUUCUGCGCUAGACAAUGAAAGCGCCCAGUCUCUUUCGUAUCCUUCAAAUCGACCAGACGAAGAUGUCUAUGAGGAUAUCACUGAAAAAGUGAAGUUGAAUGAAAGCGGUGAAAAGCAAAGUCCAAAGAAGUUUGUCGAAGACGAAAGUCGAGAGCAUGGCCACGUUCGAUGGGCUACAUACAGUACGUAUCUACGCGCAUCAGGUAGUUUCUGGCUAUGGAUCCCUGCACUGGCAGCAAUUGCAGCUUCUCAACUCGCGCUGCUGGGAAGAGGGUGGUGGAUGAAGAAAUGGACCGCGGCUACUGCUUCUGACGUGGCAAGCGAACAAGCCUCACUCAAGCUGUUCUUGAUGGCAUACGUUGGAAUCUCCCUUACAGCAGCUUUGCUUGAGAUUCUAAAGUGUCUGCUUGUCUACCUCGGCGGACUUCGCGCAUCAAAGACGUUGUUCAGUAAUCUGAUCUCCAAGGUUUUGAGAGCAAACACGCGAUGGCUUGAUACCGUUCCAUUCGGCAGGAUCAUGAAUCGAUUUACUGCUGAUUUCAACGCCGUUGACUCCAGAGUACCAGCAGAGAACCACGCUCUACUCUCUGCCGGCAUGUCUCUCUUCUGCAUCUUCAUCGCAGGAAUACUGCUAUCGCCGUACAUGGCCGCUCCCUAUCUGGUCCUUCUAGCAGCAAGCCUUUACUAUACGCUGCAAUACAUCGGCGCAGCAAGAGAAAUCAGGCGCUUAGAAGCCACAGCCCGAUCUCCGAUACUGGACCUGUUCGGCAACGCCAUGCCCGGUCUGGAUACCUUACGGGCCUUCGGCAAGGUCCAAGAUUACACUACUCGAAUGUGCGAUCACAUAGACAGCUGGAGUCAAUCAACGUGGGCUUUCUGGCUGGUGACUCAAUGGAUGAGCUUCCGCAUGGGUUUGAUCGGUGCACUCUUCACAACAGCUGUCGCCAUAGCUAUCGCGAUGCUGAAACAUGUCGACGCUUCCCUAGCAGGGUUCGUACUUCUUUUCGCACUGAACUACUCCAAAGCGAUGGAAGACACGAUCCGCAGAUCUGCAGCUUUUCAAUUCAACAUGAACUCCAUUGAACGCAUAGUUGAGUUCACAGACCUGGAGAGCGAACCAAAGGAAGGUCAAGUACCCCCGGCCUCCUGGCCAUCUGAAGGCCAGAUCAAUACCGCCAAUCUAUCCGUGAGCUACGCGCCGCAUCUCCCACCAGUGUUACACAAUCUUUCCAUCACAAUAGCUCCAGGCGAGCGAGUUGGGAUCGUCGGCCGCACUGGAGCUGGCAAGUCCUCAUUGACUCUCGCGCUGUUCCGAUGUCUGCAAGUCAUGAGUGGACGUAUCACCAUCGACGGCAUAGACAUCUCCCAAUUAAGACUCAAGGACUUCAGACAGCGCAUGACACUGAUACCGCAAGACCCAGUACUCUUCUCAGGCACCAUCCGCUCUGCGCUGGACCCGCUGAGCGAACACACCGACAAGGACCUUCUGAACGCUCUGCGAAAGAUGCAUCUAUUCGAAAACCCUGAUUUUUCUGUCAAGACUAAAACGGAGAAGAAAACAAACCCAGAUCUUUUCGCCAACCUAGACCACCACAUCCACGACCACGGCUCCAAUCUCUCACAAGGCCAGAAACAAUUGCUGUGUCUCGCUCGCGCCACCCUUUCACAAUCUCGCAAUAAGAUUGUUGUGCUAGAUGAAGCAACAUCGGCAGUGGAUACUGCUACUGAUGCCAUCAUUCAACGGACUAUGAGAGAAUUGUUCCAUGGGUGUACUGUGAUUGUGAUAGCGCAUCGGCUGGAAACGGUCAGUGGGUUUGAUCGAGUCAUUGUCAUGGAAGGAGGGAGAGUAGUGGAGGAAGGGCCACCAGCGCUUCUGAUAAAGAGAACAGGCGGAGUGUUUGAGGGGAUGGUGAGGCAGGGAAAUCAACGAAGAAGCAUUGAGGUGGGAGGAUGA